AUUGAACCCCCCCUGCCACAUGAGGAUGUGCCCGAGCCUAGAAAUACCGAGCCACUAUUCCCAUUUUUUGCCGAGCCUGAGCUAAAUACAAGUCGCCCACUUGACCCGGCCACUCCUGCAUUACUGCUGCAUAUAAUUACGUUCCCGCUGCUUGUUUGUGUGCCUUCGCCCGAUUUGACGACAAGAGAACCACCUGAUGCAAUUGCGCUUCGACCAGACGAUAAGCCGACCUCACCGCCAGAGCCACUUGUGCCACGGCCCACGCUUAUAAGUAUUGCGCCACUGCGUCCAGAUGUACUUGCGCCACUUCCAAUAACGAUAGUUCCUGAAUUCCCCAUAGCGCUCGUUCCGGAACUAAACGCGAGUUGCCCGCUGCUGCCGGUUACACCGCCAUUUGCCGAUGCAACACGAACUGACCCGCUGCUUGUUUGCGUGCCCUCGCCGCUACUGAUUGCAAUACUUCCACCACUAGAUGCCGUCGAGCGCCCAGAGUGCACCUGGACGAUACCGCCCGAUCCGCUCGUCCCGCUACCGAUACUCAAGCAUACUGCACCGCCUCGACCAGCUGUUGCGCUCCCCGAACCAACUAAGACGUAUCCACUGUUCCCUGCGUUUGCAGAUCCCGAGCUAAAGACCAAUAGUCCGCUAGAGCCAGAACCACCGGCGUCGGCGCUUGCUAUGCACACCUCUCCACUACUAGAGGCGGUACCUUCCCCGCUUGACAUGCAAAGUGCCCCGCCCGUGGCGUCAGUGGUUCGUCCCGAAAAUAGGCACACUUGUCCACCAGCACCACUUGUCCCACUACCAGAGCUCACCAGGAUAGAGCCACUACGUCCGCCAGUAACAGAGCCUGAUCCGAGCAAAAUGGCCCCCGAAUUCCCUGAUUUUGCCGAGCCAGAACUGAAAACAAGCCGACCACUGGAGCCCGCGGAUCCGGAGUUGGUACUUAAGAGGAGAAUCGCGCCGCUGCUUGUAGUGAUGCCUUCCCCAGAUGCCAUGAUUACAGCUCCACCACUUUGAACCGCGCUGCGUCCGGCCCAGGUGCCAAUAGAACCGCCGGUCCCACUCGUGCCUUUCCCAGCGCUGAGCCUUACAGCACCUCCGCGUCCACCACAGCUCGCCCCGGACCCAAGACUGAUCAUUCCAGAGUUCCCAUCUUUGCUUGUACCAGAGCUAAAAGCGAGUCUGCCGCUACCCCCUCCUACACCACCAUUUGCCGAUGCCACUUGCACAGAUCCACUGCUAGUUUGUGUGCCCUCCCCGCCUUUGACUGUCACGCUCCCGCCGCUAGACGUAGAUGACCUCCCUGACUGAAGUCGCAUCUGGCCGCCAGGACCACUUGUGCCGCUACCGACGCUUAGAGUGAUGGCACCUCCACUUCCACCAGUUGAGGGUGCGGUACCGAGAUAUAUGGAUCCACUAUUCCCAUUUGCAGCUGAUCCAGUGCUAAAUACAAGCGCGCCACUUGUUCCAGCAAGGCCACUGUUGGCGGUGUGAAUCAAUGCGGCACCACUGCUUGUAGCAGUCCCUUCACCGCUUUGCACAACUAGCUUGCCGCCUGUAACUACAGAACCGCGUCCCGCCUGUAGAGUAAGUGCGCCACCAGUGCCGCUGGUUCCGCUCCCGACAGCCACAAUGAUAGCUCCACCCGCCCCGUCAGUGGCCGCCCCAGUCCCUAGGAGCAGCGCGCCACUGUUUCCCACUUUGCUAGUCCCCGAACUAAAUGCAAGGCGCCCGCUAGUGCCCGCGGCUCCACCAUUAGCAGUCCGAAUAAAUACUUUGCCACUGCUUGUUUGUGUACCCUCACCAGACUCAAUAGCCACAAAACCACCAGAAGCAGCGCUGCUCCUGCCC
Pelagomonas calceolata is the source of this 1854-nucleotide messenger RNA. The record is from the annotation of a GenBank genome assembly. Lineage: Eukaryota; Pelagophyceae; Pelagomonadales; Pelagomonadaceae.